Rubroshorea leprosula is the source of this 4197-nucleotide messenger RNA. The record is from the annotation of a GenBank genome assembly. NCBI's taxonomy places the organism in Eukaryota, Viridiplantae, Streptophyta, Magnoliopsida, Malvales, Dipterocarpaceae.
AACCCUAGAAAAAUUUACUUCUAGGAUAAUCGAAUCAAUCCAUUUUCCUUUGCAUUGAUUUUCUAGGUAAACAAAUAGGACCUCAAGCUCUUUCCUUUUUCCUUUUUCCUCUUUCUAUUGCUAUUCUGGUAACCUCUCUGCUUUUCCUGUUGGACCUCUUUUUUCUGUUUCUCGCGAAAUGUGAAGCUUUAUUGGUAAUUUGGUGAUCAACCUUCGGUUGCCAAUGAAGAGCAUCAAGCCCUUGCCGGAGGCUGUUCGGAGUACAGUACGAUCUGGGGUUAUUUUGUUUGACUUGACUAGGGUUGUUGAGGAGCUCAUUUUCAACAGCCUGGAUGCUGGUGCUUCCAAGGUCUCUAUAUUUGUAGGCGUUGGGACCAACUAUGUCAAAGUGGUUGAUGAUGGAUCUGGUAUAUCUCGGGAUGGAUUGGUGUCUUUGGGAGAAAGAUAUGUGACAUCAAAGCUUUAUCGGCCAGUCAAUUUGGAUGCUGCUGGUGGAAGCUUUGGCUUUAAGGGAGAAGCAUUGGCCUCUAUAUCUGACGUCUCAUUGUUAGAAAUAGUAACAAAAGCUCAUGGAAAGCCAAAUGGAUACCGCAAGGUCAUUAAGGGAUCCAAAUGUUUGUACCUUGGAAUUGAUGAUGAUAGGAAAGAGGUAGGCACAACAGUUGUUGUUCGUGAUUUAUUUUACAAUCAGCCAGUUCGGAGGAAGCAUAUGCAAUCUAGCCCCAGGAAGGCCUUGCACUCAGUCAAGAAAUGUGUACUUUGCAUUGCCCUGGUGCAACCAAAUGUUUCUUUCAGUGUUGUAGAUAUUGAAAGUGAAGAUGAACUUCUAUGCACGAAUCCUUCCUCAUCUCCUUUGCCACUAUUGAAGAGCAAUUUUGGGAUAGAGGAUUUUAGCUCCCUUCAAAAAGUGAAUUCAGUUGAUGGUGUGCUAAAGCUUUCUGGCUACAUUUCUGAUCCUCGUGACAGUUUUGCUGUUAAGGUCUUCCAAUAUGUCUAUAUCAAUUCCAGGAUUGUCUGCAAUGGCCCCAUCCAUAAGUUGCUGAAUAAUUUGGCUACUAGUUUUGAGUGCUUAGAUCCAUCCAAGGCUAAUAAUGGGUCCAAGAAAGGAAAAAGGAUUAGGUCUCAAGCGUAUCCAGCCUAUAUUCUGAAUAUAAUUUGCCAUCCAUCUCUUUAUGAUUUAACCUUUGAACCAUCAAAGACACAUGUUGAGUUCAAGGAUUGGAAGCCAAUACUUACAUUCAUUGAGAAGGCCAUUCAACACCUCUGGGGGAACAGUUUAAAUUCUGAUAGAUUUCGAAAAGAAGCAACAUGCAAGGAAGAUGACAGCUUGCCUGUAACAAAGGAUCUUCUUGGAGAGGGAUUCUCAGUGGGGUCAAAAUUCACAAUAAAGAAGUGCAGGACCCAAAACAAUCAACCUACUUCUGACCUUCCUAGGCCAUAUGAUAAAAUUCAACUUGAGGAGUUCCAUAAGAAUGCAGAACAAUUUAGAGAGCAAAUGGCAGGCUAUUCUUUUCAGUCAUGUGAUAGUUCCCUUGCCAAAUGCCCAGAUUCAGUAAGCCAAAAGAGUGAUGACCAUAUUUCAACACCCCAUUACAAUUUUUUGUCCACAGAUGUCUACUUGGGGAACAGAAUUGAUGCUUCUGAAAGAUCAAACCGUCAUGCCAAGAGCAACAGUUUAAGUUCAAAAUUGGAUUAUGAUUCCUUCAAGUUUGAGAAUGAUGUAACCAAUGAACUGGCAGGGUUUUAUCAUGAACUUAGCAAUGAAUCAUUGUUCAGGAAGGAUAUCAGAAAGCCUUUUCUGCAAAGCUGCUCAUCACGAGAAAGCCCACCAUUUGAUGGGACUUUUUUUGAAAGGGAGAAUGGAAUUGAAUCACCUAUUAAUAGCUUUACAACUAAAAGGAAGCUUGUCUGCCCUAGUGAAGGAUUCAACAUUUUGGAAGUUAAUGUCACUGACCAGAGAUUUGACUACCUUUCAAGAAAUAUGUGGCAUGAUAGUGCAUCAUAUGCAAAGAUGGACAUUGUACAUGAGGAUAAUGAUAAGAUCCCUAGUGAUUUCAAUAUCCUGACAAGAACUUCUGUAAAGCCAUUCCUUUUGUAUGGAGAUACUUCUUCUGAAGAGUAUGGUUUCCUAUCUGAUUCAGACAUUCAAGUGGAAAACACUGGUUCUAGAUUUCAGUCCUUAAGAUCUGAAUGGUGUUCUGUAACCUCAGACCCCUUUGAACACUUUCCCACAAAAGCAUUUGAAGGGAGCUUGAGAUCAGGUGAGAGGGAUUACUGUUGGCAUUCUUUUGAUAUUGAAGAAAAAAAGUUCCAGUUUACCAAUGAUCUUAUGUCAAGGAGCUCUAGCAAGGGAAACUGCACCUUUAGUUCCAAAAAUACUGGACUAGAAUUUAAGGAAUAUGCUGAUUCUGGUAGAGAUUGCUGCAGAUCUUUCCAAGAAUACAAUCUAGGUGAUAAAUUUUCUCUAGGAUAUUCUGAUGUACCAGUUGAGGAGGAAGACUGGUUUUGUUCAGAUUUGCAUGGUAAAGAUUACAAUAAAGACUGGUUUUGUUCAGACUUAUGUGGUAAAGAUUACAAAAGUAUUAAUGAGUAUGAAAGCCAAAGAGAUCAGUUUGGACACCAAGAUAGUGAAAGAAACCCUGUUCCUAGAGGAAGAUCAAGAAGCAAUUCAGCUCCUCCAUUUCAUAGGCAUAAAAGCAGGUUUAUCUCCUUAAAUAAUGGUCUGCCAAUAGCAGCAGAAGCAGCUGAAGCAGCAGAGCAACCCACUUUUGUUGAAGGCCAUGAUGGGUUUACUUCUCUAGAGACUGGUGAGUUGAAGCAUUCCCAGCAGUCUUCUGAUCUGGGUUUGAAGCAAAGUUUUGCAGAGGAUAGAGAAAAUGUCACUGAUGAGCUUGACACCAUGUUGAACAUAAAGAGGGUUCAAAAAUCUGAAAAUUUUGAACAACCCCAAUGUCUGGAGGAUCUUGAAGAUGUUCCAGGGAAAGAAUUUUUCUCAGAGCAAAACCAGGAUCAUGUAGAUUCUGGGACCAAAUGGCGGAAUGGUUGUGCAUGGAUCACCCCAAACAAUGAAUCAUGUGAUGUUCAGAAUCAAGAUAACAUACUGGACAUCUCUUCAGGAUUCCUGCAUCUUGCCACUGAUUCUUUAGUUCCAGAAUCUAUCAAUAAGAAUUGUCUUGAAAAUGCUAAAGUUUUGCAGCAAGUGGAUAAGAAAUUCAUCCCAAUUGUUGCUGGUGGAACACUUGCUGUUAUUGACCAGCAUGCUGCAGAUGAAAGGAUCCGUCUGGAAGAACUUCGUCAAAAGGUUUUGUCUGGGGAAGCAAAGACGGUUACCUAUUUGGAUACUGAGCAGGAGCUGAUCAUGCCUGAGAUUGGGUAUCAGUUACUACACAAUUAUGCUGAGCAAAUAAAAUAUUGGGGUUGGAUCUGCAACAUACAUGCUGAAGAUUCAAGGUCCUUCAAGAGGACUUUAAACCUUCUCCAUCAACAGCCAGCUGUUGUCACACUUAUUGCUGUACCCUGCAUUUUAGGUGUCAAUUUAUCUGAUGUGGAUCUUCUAGAAUUUCUUCAGCAGCUUGCUGAUACAGAUGGAUCAUCAACAAUGCCUCCCUCCAUUCUUAGAGUCCUCAAUUUUAAAGCAUGCAGAGGUGCUAUCAUGUUUGGUGACUCCUUGCUGCCUUCAGAGUGUUCCCUAAUUAUUCAAGAGCUAAAACAGACCUCCCUGUGUUUCCAACUCUGCAGCAGCAUGGAAGGUUCUCAUAUUGUCUUGACUCUUGAGUGUUACAAUGCAGUGUGCUCAUGGGCGACCUACAACUGUCCCACUUCUGAACUUGGAGGAAUUGCAUAAGCAAAUGGCAAAGCUUGAAGCAUUGGACGGUCAUUCAAGGGGGUCAUGGCAUGGGUUACGUCGACAUGGAUUUAGCAUUGAGCGUGCUAGCCAGCGUUUAUGCAACAACUAGAGGUCAACUGAUGACAAGAAAAACUUGUAAAUCUGCACACAUAGAAUCAUAGCAGCACAUUUUCCAUACAUAAAUGACAAAUCCAUUGUAAAAUCAUUCAUUCAUUCAUUCAUUUCUGAUGUAUAGAUUAACAAUCAACCAUGGUCAGCGGCCAUUGACAAUAUUUCUCAUAGGAGCCUUUACGGUUUAACAUAGCAGACUGGUUGGUUCUAUAAUCACAAAAUUAAUCACAAUUUUCCAU